CACAGAUGGAUGCUAUUUUCAAUUCAAUCCGCGCACAACUGAAGUCACCUGUGGUUGGGUACAUCGCAAAAGAGGCUCCUGAAGGUAAACUCCUUGAGAUGUGGGCUGAUAAGUUAAAGAAUUCUGGACUUCCGCGUGGUGAUAUAACACAUGGAAUAUCUGACAUCUUAGCUUUGAAAGAUCGGAUGGAGAUAAUGAAUGUGAGGAAAGCUGCAUAUUUGUCUGCUUCUACAUUGAAGUACUCUGUUGUUCCAAAGCUUGUGAGGAUCAUAGAUGAAGAGAAAAGAGCAACACAUUCCUCACUCUCGAAGAUGACAGAGAAGGCUGUGCUGGAAGGCAAGGGUGUUCGUUUUAUUUACCUGCCCAUCUGCCAGAAUGGUGGGAAAAAAGCAACGCAUUCUUCAUUCUCGGACGAGAGAGAGCAAGCUCUGCUGAGGCUUGAGAAAAUUGAUAUUUGUUACCCGCCUAUCUUCAGAGUGGUGGGAAAUUUGAUCUCAGACCCGGUGCUAUAAGCAACGAUGAAACUCUGUACUAUGAUUCUGGCAGCGCUAUUGUAUGUGCUGUUGGGUCCCGAUACAACUGUUACUGCUCAAAUGUUGCUAGAACAUUUCUUAUUGAUCCGACUUCAACGCAGAUCAGGGCUUAUGAAGUGCUUUGCAUAGCCCAAGAGGCAGCAAUCGCUGCAUUGGAGCCAGGUAAUAAGAUCAAUGCCGUUUAUCGGGCGGCGCUUGCUGUGGUUGAGAGGGAUGCACCCGAACUGGUUAGCAACUUGACAAAAUCAGCAGGAAGAGGAACCGGUCUUGAGUUUGAGGAAUCGGGAUUGCGGUUAGACGCAAAUAAUCAUAAAGUGCUGAAAGAAGGAAUGGUCUUUAAUGUGUCUCUGGGUUUUCAGAAUCUGCAGGCUGAAACCAGCAACCCAAAGCCUGGGAAUUUCUCACUUAUUCUUGCAGACACAGUGGUUGUAACAAGUGGAAGGUGUGAGGUUGCAACCAAGCUGAUCUCCAAAGCUCUCGAGGAUGUAGCAUACAUAUUCAAAGGGGAUGAAGAGGAGGAGGAGUGUAAAAUCAAAGCCUUGAUGAAUAUCAAGGAAGCUUUGCAUUCAAAGGCAACGCUUCGCGCAGACAAACAAGAGAAACGUGAAGCACAGGAAGAGUUGGAAAGGGAGGCAAGCUAUGCAGAUACGGAUAAAGGUGACGACGACUCAGUCACUGAGGCUGGACCAAGUAGUAGUGCAGGUCCCUCGAAGCGGCCUAGGUCGGUUGGGAACCUUAAACUGGUGUAGCAUUUACCUGGUCUACCAAUCACAUUAUCAAAUGGAAGCAAAGCAUGUGCGCUUAAAUAUAAUAUGCACCAUUGAAAUGAAGAUUUCAAAUUGUG
This is a messenger RNA of Cuscuta campestris, 1377 nucleotides long. The record is from the annotation of a GenBank genome assembly. Lineage: Eukaryota; Viridiplantae; Streptophyta; Magnoliopsida; Solanales; Convolvulaceae.